CAGCACAUAAAUGGCAAAAGCCAGGAGCGCGAGUGUCUUUCUCCCCAGCAUGCAGACCACCGGGAACAAGAGAUCCCCCUGCCCAAGUUUCAGGCUCCGGGAAGUGGCCUCCAUGUACUUCACCAUGAUUAUGGUUUUCCUGGUCAUCCUGGUGGUGGCCCUGCAAGGCACAGCUCCCCGGGAGAAUUAUUUCCCUUACAAGGUGCCCCUGGAUCCCCAGAGUUUCCUGGAGCUCUCGUGGAACGUCAGCUACCCGGAGCAGGUGGUGCAUUUCCAGCUCUUGGUCAAGGAGCCGAAAUUUGGGCUGCUCUUCGGGAUGUCGGACAGGGGCGAGUUUGAGAACGCGGACCUGGCCGUGCUCUGGAGCGACGGGCACCGCUCCUAUUUUGGGGAUGCGUGGAGUGAUGAGAAAGGGCAGCUUCACAUGGAUUCCCAGCAGGACUACCAGCUUCUCAAAGCGCACAGAACCCCCGAGGGACUCUACCUGGUCUUCAAAAGAGCCUUCAGCACCUGUGAUCCAAAGGACUAUCUUAUAGAGGAUGGUACCGUGCAUCUUAUCUACGGGAUCCUUGAGCAACCCGUCCAUUCUCUCCAAGCCAUCAACAUCUCUGCCCUCCACAAGGGGCUGCAGAGGGUGCAGCUGCUGAAACCCAACAUUAGUAUCCCGGAACUGCCCAGGGACAUGAAGACCAUGGAGAUCAGAGCCCCUGACGUGAUCAUUCCCAGCCAGGAGACCACAUACUGGUGCUAUAUGGUGGAGCUUCCGGACAGCUUCCCGAGACAUCACAUUGUCAUGUAUGAGCCAGUGAUCACGGCAGGCAAUGAAGCUAUAGUCCAUCACAUGGAAGUCUUCCAGUGUGCUGCAGAAUUUGACAGCUUUCCACAUUACAAUGGGCCCUGUGACUCCAAGAUGAAGCCGGACCGACUGAACUAUUGCAGACACGUGCUUGCAGCGUGGGCCAUGGGCGCUCAGGCCUUCUACUACCCAGAAGAGGCAGGACUUGCCUUUGGCGGUCCGGGCUCCUCCAAAUAUUUACGGCUCGAGAUUCACUACCACAACCCUCUGGUGUUCAAAGGUCGCCAGGACUCCUCGGGGAUUCGCCUCUAUUACACAGCCACGCUGAGACGUUACGAUGCUGGCAUUAUGGAGCUGGGCCUGGUCUACACGCCGGUGAUGGCUAUCCCACCUGGGGAAGCCGGUUUCCUCCUGAACGGGUACUGCACAGAUAAAUGCACCCAAGUGGCUCUGCCCCCGGCUGGGAUCCACAUCUUUGCCUCCCAGCUCCACACGCACCUGACAGGAAGAAAGGUGGUGACGAUUUUGUCCCGAGAAGGGAGAGAAAGGGAAGUGGUGAAUGCGGACAAUCACUACAGCCCUCACUUCCAGGAGAUCCGCAUGUUAAAGAAAGUGGUUUCUGUCUUCCCGGGCGAUGUCCUCAUAACAACCUGCAUGUACAACACAGAGGACAGGAACCAAGCAACUGUGGGCGGGUUUAGCAUCACGGACGAGAUGUGUGUCAACUACGUGCACUAUUACCCCCAGACGCAGCUGGAGCUAUGCAAGAGUGCAGUGGAUUCUGGCUACCUGCAAAGAUACUUUAAUCUCGUGAACAGGUUUAACGACGAGGAGAUCUGCACGUGCCCACAGGCCUCCGUCACACAGCAGUUUUCUUCCGUCCCUUGGAAUGUGUUCAACAGGGACGUUCUGAAAUCUCUCUAUGACUUUGCACCGAUCUCUAUGCACUGCAAUGAAUCCUCAGCGGUUCGUUUUCCGGGCGAAUGGGAGAAGCAGCCUCUGCCAAGGAUCACCAGGGUGCUGCCGGAAUCAGCCCCAAGCUGUCAGCCCGCCCUAGGGCCUCCUCCUGCAUCCCCUGCUCUCGUCAACCUAGGCAGGGUAAAGGCAGAAUGAACGCCCGGCGGCCUGCCUCCCCCGAUGCGACGCCUCGAUACUCGUCGCCGGGACAGGACGCUCCUCGGCACACAGGGUUGUUUGGGAUUUGGUCCAGCUUUUGUAAUGCUGCGCGGGAUGCGGUGGGCACAUGUCAGACUGUCUCCCCGUCCAGUUGUAUGGUCCAUCACACAAAGAAAAGCCCUUACUCAAGGCGGCCUGGGCUCCGCUCACGAGCUACUGUCACACCCCUGGGAUGGCAGCGAGUGGGUGGGACCCAAAGAACACCUCUCCCCACACAUGCAGGCCCAGCUCCUGUGGAUUGUCCCUGAAUCUGUGGGAUGGCGGGGAGGAUGCACCACCUGUAUAGAAGCCAGACAGACAAGAGGUUUUCCUACAGCGCCACCAGAGCUGAGGGAUUUGCAGGUUACACUGCUGGCUGCUGUUUCAUCUAGACCCUGGGCCACCGCUGGGCAGAACUGUGCCCCGUAUUAUAUACACCAAAGGGUCAGGAGGCCCAGUUACCAGGUGCUGUCCAGUGGGCAGAGGGUGGGAGCAGGAAAACGUGACUCGCCGUGGGACCCCCACCUCUCUGUCUCAGUGUCCCCAAACACAAAUAAUCUACACCAUGACACCUGCCUUGAAGGGGGCUCGUUAGGGCUAAUUCGUUAAAGUUCAGCGUGUACUCUGAAGAUGGCAAGUGCUAUUAUUAGUGGAUUAUUAGCGGCAAUGCCAGCGCUGAGUAAUGAAGGCUGCCGCCCCCGCAAUAAUAACGCUCAGGAUUUCCAUUGGGCUUUGCAGCCAGGCACUCGCUCCCCCUCCGCCAUGCUCCUACAGGCCAGCGCUAGGUUAUCGAUAGGGCAGCAGAGGCCCAGAGGGCGAGCUGCACUGGCCAGGGUCAGGCAGAGCCCCAGCAGAAUCAGAAGGCAACGGCUCCUGGCUCCUAGCCAUGCACUCCCCCUUCCCCUUAGACUGGUUAAUGACAAGCCCUCUUUUUACCAGAAGCCGGUGGCGUGGGCGCCACAGGCUGAGAGAUGCUGACGUGUCACUGACAGCUCCGCUUGACACUUGCAGCGCAGACCUGGGAGUGUCUCAUAGCCAGGGCCAGCGCUGUCUGCUGCGGCUCCUCCCCGCCCCACUCAGAGGGGCUCAUUCAUAUUGAGGGGCCCAGAUGCCAAGGGACAGGAACGAGCAAUGCUCUCAAGUGAGGAGUUACAGGAGAGGGGGCCUCUCUCUGUCUCUGGCCGGACAAACCACUUAGCAAGAGAAACGACUGUUAAAUAGAGAAAGGAACAUUGGCACACGCAGCUAAGCCAACAGCAGGACCCAAGGGAACUUCAGCUGGGGUCAAUCAGCAUCAGUGGAGUUGACGCCAGCUGGGGUUCUGGCCCAACGCAUGCAAAUAACCAGAGGUGUCCGGAUCCUGCCCACAUCCCCAAAUGGUCUUUGUAGCUGUAGGAGCCUGAAGGAGAAAUCCCCAGAGAAACAGAAAGAGGCCCGGGGUAGUGAAGAGGUGACUAACUCCUCCCCAGCCACGUCGGCACAGCCCACACAUUUCCAAGGCCUGGUCCACACCUAAAAAUCAGCUCGACCUAGAGACAUGGCUCAAGGCUGUGAAAAAUUCCAUGCCCUGCGCGAUGUAGUUAGACCCACCUGGCCCCCACUGUAGAAACAGCUCGGUCGACGGAAGGAUUCUUCCGCCGACCUCGCAACCUCCUCUUGGAGAGGUAGAUUAACUCCAUCGAUGUAGGAAGCCUCUACACUAGGGCGCUCCAGGUGCAGAGCCCCAGCGCCGGAGCCGUGCCAUUGGAGCGUAGACCCGGCCUAAGGAAACAAACAGAAAUCCCAGGCCAGGUUGAUCGCACAGAAAGGAUGCACCAGGCCAAAUUCAGAUCCGAUGUGGCAGGAGCGAUGUUCAUGGAUGUGUCUGGGCCACCUUCAGUGGUGACAUAAAUCAAAUGCACCUGCCCCUCGCUUCCCCUCAGGUCUCUUUACAACAGCGUAAAGGGACCUUAAAAUAUUCCCCCCCUGCCCAGGGGCUUCCCUGGUGGCUGAGAGCUGGCAGGUCUCUCCCCGGCCCGUCUCCUCCCUGCGCAGGAGAGUGGCCGGAGUGCUCUGGCCGGUAGCUAUUCUCUGCUUCCGAGCAGCCACAAGCAGCAGCGUGUAAAUUAGCACAGCCCUGCAGCUGCUCUAACUUACGCUUGAGGCCAGACAGCCUCUGCAUGGCCCCAGAAUACAGGGAGCACAAAGGUGACUUAAAGGCCCUUUUAACCUUACCUGCCCCGAGUGCAGAGAACCAGGCCUGAAGUAUGUGUUUUAGCUGAUCCGAGGUGCUAAUGUGCUGGAUGCCUUCCAGUGCUUAUAGUCAUUGGAGGAAAAGCCACUGCAUCGCAGCCCUGCCCAGACAGGGCUUUCCCCAUACACUCCCUUCUCCAUGUAACUCCCACCCAGCUUUGGGCGCUGCAGGUGCCCGGACAAGGCUCUGUGGUGUUGCAUCAAAGGAGGGGGAACGGGGAGGGACUAAUUUCCAGAACCAAGGACCCGUCACUGAGCAGGCCCUGUGGCCACCCUCUCCUCUUUGAAGUUAGGGGUUUUUGCAAAGGGCCGCUCCGCUCAGUGCAACAGAAAUGGGUGGGAACUCCCACGAACUACACAGGUGGUAAGGGAGGGGUGGAGCAUGGCUCCAACCCAUAAUACUCCGAGUCACCCAGUUCACGCCAUGAGGCCCACUUUACUGCAGGGGGCAGUGAGAUCAAACACCUCUUGCCCGGGGUUGUCUCCCAGGAGGUCAGAAUAAAGUGCUCCCGUUGAGGAACGGGGCCGGAUAAACGGGGAAGGGCGUUCUGCAUCCGCUGGAGCUUCAGAGGGGUCCGAGCUCCGUGCAGAGGACAACGCAUCCAGCUGAAAACAGGGGGCGGGGUCGAGUGGAUUGGAAAAUGGGUGCCCACGGCUUGGGCAAGUCACGCUGCUCGGCCCAGUGGAGCAUGUGGGAGUGUCAGGUGAAAGUCGGGUGGGAGGGAAGGAGAGGGGGGCAGAAUGUAGCAGGAAGAGCCACAAGUAGGAACGCAGGAGCUGGAUUCUGAUCAGUGACUCCUGUGUAAAUCCGAGGCAGCAAAAAUGCACCUGAUCGAGAACGACAAAGAGAAUAAAUGCUUGGAAUUGCCAAGGCGAA
Molecule: messenger RNA, 5060 nt
Organism: Mauremys mutica (yellowpond turtle)
Lineage: Eukaryota; Metazoa; Chordata; Testudines; Geoemydidae
Gene: DBH
Product: dopamine beta-hydroxylase
Exons: 12
Coding region: 11-1909 (632 amino acids)
Biological process (GO): dopamine catabolic process; norepinephrine biosynthetic process; octopamine biosynthetic process
Cellular component (GO): secretory granule membrane
Molecular function (GO): copper ion binding; dopamine beta-monooxygenase activity
Source: RefSeq, a predicted model, not a curated record